Adineta steineri is the source of this 2436-nucleotide messenger RNA. NCBI's taxonomy places the organism in Eukaryota, Metazoa, Rotifera, Eurotatoria, Adinetida, Adinetidae. The record is from the annotation of a GenBank genome assembly.
AUGGGUAACAACAAAUCAAUAACAUCUAUCCAAGCCAAUGCCAAACAAGUAUCAAGUUUUUCUAAGGGUGCAGCUGCAAAUCGACGUCUCAAUAUUCAGAGAAUGCAGAAUGUUCUUCUAAUUUGGUGGGACAACAGUAUUAUUGAAAAUAAUGCUGAUUGUAGUAAUACAAUCAAACAAUUGAAACGUGUUUUUAAUAAUAUAUGCAUAUUUACAGAUGGUGAACAAUGUCUUGAAUUUAUUCGAACUAUUACUAAUAAUAAAGUAUGUAUGAUUGUUUCGGGUUCAAUUGGACAAUAUAUUGUGCCGCAUGUACAUACUAUGCCCCAAGUAGAUACCAUUCUUAUUUUUGGUAACAAAGAAGAAUGGUGUCAAUCAUGUACCAAAGAAUGGCCUAAAAUCAGAGGAGUUUUCACAGAAAUAAUACCAAUAUGUGAAGCUCUAAAGCAAGCUGAUGACCAAUGUGAGCAAAAUGCCAUAUCGAUCAGUUUUGUGACAUCAAACAAGAAAUUGAAUGAAUUAGAUUCGUCGUUUAUGUACGCUCAGAUCUUGAAAGAAAUCUUAUUAACCAUCAACUUCGAAGACAAGCACUUUGAAGAAUUUAUUACUUAUUGUCGUGAGGUAUUUGCUAAUGAUGAAAAUGAAUUAAAAAAUGUUAACCAAUUACAAUUAACAUAUAAGAACCACAUACCUAUAUGGUGGUACACAUGGGAUGCAUUUUUAUAUCGUAUGCUCAAUCGUGCAUUUAAAUCAAUGGAUAUUGAUAUUAUUAUUCGAAUAGGUUUCUUUAUUAAUGAUCUACAUCGUGAUAUUCAACGAUUACAUUCACAACAAUUUGAUGAUCAUCAGUUAUAUAAAACAUUCACAGUUUAUCGUGGACAAGGCCUUUCCAAAGAAGAUUUUAACGAAAUGAUAAAAACUAAAGGUGGACUUCUUUCAUUUAAUAACUUUUUAUCGGCUAGUAAAAAUCCAAGUACUGCCCUUGAAUUUGUACAACAAGCUGCUACAAAUCCUGAUCUUGUUGGAAUUUUAUUUGUUAUGACAAUUAGUUCUACUGAUUCAACAACUCCAUUUGCUUCUAUCAGUGAUGUUAGUUAUUUUCAUAAGGAAGAUGAAGUUCUCUUUUCUAUGCAUACUAUUUUUCGCAUUGAAGAUAUUAAAGCAAUGGAUGAAAAUAAUGAUCUUUAUCAAGUGAAUUUAACAUUGACCAACGACAACGAUCAAGAUCGUCGUACUCUUACUGAUCACAUUCGGCAGGAAACCUUUCCUGAUGUUGAAGGAUGGUACAGAUUAGGUAAAUUGUUAAUUAAAAUGGGCCAGUCUAACAAAGCUCAAGAAGUUUAUGAAGUUCUACUUCAUCAAACAACGCAUGAGAGUGACAAACCAUCCAUUUAUCAUCAACUAGGUCGAAUCAAAGAUGAUCAAGGAGAAUAUCAAGAAGCGCUUACAUAUUAUAAACAAUCGCUUGCUAUUCAACAAAAUACACUUUCUUCCAAUCAUCCUGAUUUGGCUAUGUCUUAUAACAACAUUGGUUUGGUGUACUACAACAUGAAUGAUUAUCUAAAAGCACUUUCAUAUCAUGAAAAAGCCCUUGCUAUUCGACAACAAUCUUUUCCUUCCAAUCAUCCUGAUUUAGCUUCUUCCUACAAUAACAUCGGCAAUGUAUAUUCCAGCAUGGGUGAUUAUCCAAAUGCACUUUCAUCUCAUGAAAAAGCUCUUGCAAUUCGAGAACAAUCACUUCCUUCCAGCCACCCAGAUGUGGGUGGUUCCUAUUACAAUAUCGGUUUGGUAUAUUACAAUAUGAGUGAUUAUCCAAAUGCACUUUCUUAUUAUGAGAAAGAUCUUGAAAUUCUACAACAAUCACUUCCUUCAAAUCAUCCUGAUUUAGGUGUUUCCUAUAACAACAUCGGUUUGGUAUACUAUAACAUGGGUGAUUGUUCAAAAGCACUUUUAUAUCAUGAAAAAGCCCUUACAAUUCGACAACAAGCGCUACCUUCUAAUCAUCCUGAUUUGAGUAGUACUUAUAAUAACAUCGGUAACGUAUAUUCCAACAUGAGUGAUUACCAAAAAGCACUUUCAUUUCAUGAAAGAGCUCUUGCAAUCAAACAACAAUCAUUUUCUUCCAAUCAUCCAAGUUUGGCUAUGUCCUACAACAACAUUGGUGCGGUGUACUACAAAAUGGGUGAUUAUCCAAAAGCACUUUCGUCUUAUGAGAAAGCUCUUGUAAUUCGACAAGAAUCACUUCCGUCUCAUCAUCCUAAUCUCGGUGCUUCCUAUAACAACAUUGGUAUGGUGUAUGAGACUAUGGGUAACUAUUCAAAAGCUCAUUCAUUUUAUGAACGUGCUGUACAAAAUGGACAACAAUCAUUACCAACAAAUCAUCCCACCCUUCAACAACGGAGAAAAAAGCUCGAAAAGAUAAAAACGAAAUUAUAA